Prunus armeniaca (apricot) is the source of this 342-nucleotide messenger RNA. The record is from the annotation of a GenBank genome assembly. NCBI's taxonomy places the organism in Eukaryota, Viridiplantae, Streptophyta, Magnoliopsida, Rosales, Rosaceae.
AUGGGUCCCGCUGGCCGAAUUGACUUAGAUGGUAGGCCUCUCAAGUCCGACCGGGACCAAUUGGUUGAGUAUAUCUCCCUGAGUCCUGCGAGGGGAAUUGAUAGAUUUGUCUACGUGCAUAUGACAUUGCCCCAUGAGUAUCGGGUUUGCGUUCUCAAGUUGAGUGUAUUUCCCUUUGUUUUGCGAGGAAUGUGUCUCAAGCCGACCAUGGGUCCACUGAGUAAUGCGAGAAAUGCGUCUCGGGCUGACCUAGUGUCUCCCGAGUUUUGCGAGGAUGUAUCACAUGUGUGGGCUGGCCAGGAUCUCUACCCACCUGCCCGACUUGUCUACACAGGUGGUUAG